CCCUUGCAACACCAUGCGGCAACUAAUGAUCAGGACGUUCUUGGAUCUUGAAUGCAGGAACUUGUCCCGCAGGCGCUUCGGCUUGACGUGCAGCACCUCGCACAGCAGCUCGCGCACGAGCCGUUUGGCCCUGGCUCAUGUAGCUCCUUACACGAGCCGCUGGGUCGUGUUUUAGGCGGCCUAUCGAGCCUGAGGGAGCGCGAGCAGAAACGGCGGGAGACCUAUACGCGGAGCCUCGAGUACAUUCUGUGCGCCGAUGCCUGGCCGCUUCUCAACGAGUGGGUCGUGAGCAGCUUUGAGUGGCUGUAUGCAACACGGACGCCCGCGCGCGUGGCGGAGAACCUGUGGGCACUGCCCGCGGCAAGCAGCAGCAGCAGCAGCAGCAGCAGCAGCAGAAGCUGCGGAAGCAGCUCGCCUGCGGCGGCGGCGGCGGCGGCGGAGCACAACCCACCGGCGGUGCUCGCGGAGACCGAUCCGGCACUGGCGAACGCCGACCCGUCAGGCAGCAGCAGCAGCCUCGACCCCAUCCGCACUAGCAGCCCCAACCAGCAGCAGGGGCGGUUUGCGGCGGACGGCCGCACCACAGCCGCCGCCGCCACCGCCGCAGCCCCGGCGCCGGCCGGGCCGGCGGAGCAGAGCGACCCGCCGGGGGACCCCACACCCGGCACCGCUGCGAUUGCGCCGCAGCCGGCAGCAGCAGCAGUCGCAGCUCCCACCGCACCCAACACAGCAACUACUCCGACAACGCAAUCCGCACCCACCGCACCUGCCGCAGCAGCCACAGCGGCAGUGGCGCCGUCAACGGCGUCGCCAGCAGGCCUGGUGGGCCCGGCAGGCAAAGUCCUUGACGGCGGCGGGCCCGCCGCUGCCACCGCCAGCACCAACACCGCCACUGCCGCCGCCAGCAGCAGCGCCGAUGCCGCGCACCUGCAGACCCACCUGCGUGCCAUGCAGCUGAUGUUCGAGUGCCUCAGCCUGCUGGCUGAGGUGCCGGGCGCCGCCGCCCAGACCGGCUCCGAGGACCUGAUGCUGCAGAUGCUGUUCGCGCCGCACGGCCGCCGCCAGCUGCCGCGCACCGCACACAUCACGGCGGGCGCUCUGCAGGCGCUGCUGCAAGGCGGCGGCAGUAGCAGUAGCAAUAGCAAUAGCAAUUGCAGCAGCAGUAGCACUACUGGCGGUCGAAGCAGGCUGCUGGCUGCGAGCGCCAGGCUCGCAGCGCAGGCCGCCGACGUGGUGGCGGCGGCGGUGUGUAGUGCUGCUGCUGCUGCUGCUGGUGCUGCUGCUGCACCGCCGGCAGCAGCCACCGCCGUCGGCACCGCAACCUCGGAUGCUGGCACAGCCCCAGCGGACGCCGCCGCCGCCACCUCCUCCACCUUCUGCUCAGCCUUUAACGCCAGCAACAAGAAUGGCGAUGCUGGUGAUGCUGGUGCUGCUGGUGAUGCUGGCGGCUACCUGGGCUCGCCCGCACACCCGCUGGCGGAGGCUCUGACCCUGGUGCCGCUCUGCAUGGGCAACGCAGCCAGGAUGCUCAAGGAGCUCAUGCCAAUGUGGCCCUACCACCUGCCGCCUGAAGACAGUUACGCUGCUGGUGUUGCGGCUGCUCGUGCGGCUGCAGGUGUUGCUGGAAAGGCGACUGGUAGGCCGGCGGCGGCGGCGGUGCCGGAGGGAAGUGGUGGCCGGAGCGGCCGCGGAGGUCGUGGCGGCCGCGGCGGCGGCGGCGGCGGCGGUGGUGGUACUGGAUGUGGCAGUAGCAGCACCAGCGGCGGCAGUAGCAGUACCACCACCAGCGGCAAGGGGCACCCCUUCGCCCUCACAGACGUGCUGCUGGCGGAGGCGGGCGCCACCGGCUGCUUCGACCAGGUGGCGCGGCUGGUGCUGCACGGCGCGGCGGCGGAGGGGCGCGCGCGACUGCUGCGGCAGCAGCAGCAGCAGCAGCAGCAGCAGCGGAUGGCGGCUGGCAGUAGCAGUGGCAGAAGCAGUGGAGUUGGCGGCGGCAGUAGCACUGCGGCGACAGCCGCGGUCGCUGCUACUGCCACCACCAGCGGAUUGGCUGACGUGUCAACGACUCGGCAGGAGCCGGCACCGUUUCCGCCGCCAACCUCCGCUCCUGGUGCCGCAACUCAGCCGAAUGACGGCAGCUGCAGCAGCUUCGGCUCUCGCUUCGUGGAGUGCCUCAGCUCCGCGCUAGGCACGUGCGCAUGGCAAGUGAGAGAUACAACGUUUAUCUACGCGAACAUAAAAGGCGGCGGCGCCAGCAGUCGUGGCGUGAUUGACAUAUUUGUCGGCGGCGCGGGCGGGGGCAGCAGCAGUAGCGGCAGUAGCAGCUGGACUGCUGCGGGCCCACAGCCGCACCAAGUGCUACUGCCGCCUAUGCCCUGGGGCACCUGUCUGCAGAUGCAGGUGCUGUCGCAGGUGGUGGCGACGCUGGCGGCGGCGGGCUUUGGCGGCGGCGAGCGGGGCGUGUGGGGGCUGCCGGCGGAGCUGGCGGCGGGGCUGCCAAUUCUGAUGCGACCAGCCUCAGCUUCAAUGUCACCAGAGUUGCAGCAGUACGCGGCGGAGCUACUUUCCCUGUUUCAGCCCAAUGGCGCCACAGGCCGUUUCAGCGGCAACAGCAACGGCGGAGCUAGCAGUGCGGAGGGUGAGCUGCCGCAGCCGCAUCACCUGGACCCACAGCCAUUCAAGGCGUUGCGCCACGAUCUGGAUGAUCAGUGCCGACGGGCGCCGACUACGGCUGCUGCUGCGGCCAUAUUGGCUUCUAGGGCAACUGCUGCUGAGGAGGAUGAGGAUGAUGAUGAUGAUGAUGAUAUUGCGAUCGCUGCCGGGAGUGGUGCCGGCAGCAGCACUCAGGCGAUGGCUGGCUGUAGCAGCAGCUGGUGCUUCCCUGUCAGCCCGCAUGCCGCCGCUGAGGUAAUGCUCGGCGUGGCGCAGCUGGCGGCGGCCUCCCUGUUGAUGGGGUCCGGCCCAGCCGCCGCAAGUGGCGGCGGCAGUAGCAGCAGCGGCAGUGGAGGCAGCAGUAGCGGCAGUAGCGGCAGCAGUGGUGGCACUAGCAUCGGCCAACCGACUGGCGCCAGCCCGCUGCGGUUGCGGUUUGGGCGGGGUGACGCGUGGGAGCUGGGCACGGAUGCGCUGAACACUGCAAAGUGGCUACUGCUGCUGCAGGAGCCGCCGCCGACCUGCAGUAGCAGCGGCAGUGGUGACUGCAGCGAUCUGAUGCCUCCGCUGCCCCGUCGGUGGUGGCGGGCGGCCGGGGCGUUGCUGCGUCGGUGCACCACGGCAGUGCCGGCUGACGGUGGCGGCACGGGCGCCGGCCGCGGCGGCCUGUUGCGUGCUGACACCUGGGCGCGAGGCGUGCUGGACAUGGCCGGUACCAUGCCGGGCUCGGCGCUGCCGCUGCCGCUCCGGCCGCCGCGCGCGCUGGCGGCGGCGCUGGCGGGCGGCAUGCUGCCGGCGGUGGAGGCGGCGGUGCGCGCCGCGCCCGACACCCACACCGGUGUGGCCAUCGACCUGGCCAACGCCUUCAUGCGGACACUGACCGACAGCGCGCUGACCCCUGGUGAGUCCUGGCCGCUGUUCCAGCAGCUGCUGGCGUUUGCGCCGCCGGCCCGGACGGCGGCGUUCAUCACCAGCAUCGGCAAGCGCAUGCAGCUAGCACACGACAUCAUGGAGGCGCACGGCGGCAGUAGCAGCAGCGGCGGCAUCAGCGGCAGUAGCGCGGACCGGGACGGCGCGGCCGCCGGCUUGAGAACCAGCCCUAUGGAGCUUCACCUCCUGCACACCUGUGCCGUGGCGAUUGCCGCGCUGCCGGUGGGCGGCGGGCCGCUGGUCUUCAGCAGCGGCCGUGCCGCCGCCGGUAUUGCCAGCAGCGCCAGCGACGGCGGCCCGCCGCCGCGGCCGCCGCAGCCGCUGUCGCUGCUGCACCUGCGCGUACGGCUGCUGCACUCGCACGCCGUGCACCGCUGGCUGCCGGCGAUGUCGCGGGGGCUGCGGCUGCUCAGGUUGCAGGACACGACAGAUGAUGGUGUCAGCGCGGUCCAGCGGGUCAUCUCCCACGUGCUACAGCCGCUUCAGGCGCUCGUGGCCGCGGAAUCGAGGGCGGCGGCGGCGACGGCGAGCGGCAGGAGCAGCACCGGCAAAGGCAGGAGCAGCCCUGCUGGAAGCGGCAGUAGCACCAGCGGCGGCGGAGACGGCGGCCCUGCGGCGGCUAGGUCCACCACCGCCGCCUGUGUCUCCGCCGCUGCUACAGCCGUUGCUGCUACAGCUUCCGCCGUCAGCUGGCGGCAGUGGCUGUUGUACGACGUGGACGUAGUCGGCGUACUGGAAACAGGGCUGCGGCUGCUGGCGGCGCUGCCGCCGCACGACCUAAGCGCCGUGGGCGCCGCCACAUCGGUGACGCACCUCUUCAUGCACCUGCUUCUGGCGGCGCCCGACGCGCUAGGCGCGGUGCUGCGGCCGGCGCAGGCGCUGCCGCCGCCGUCUUCGCCCUGGCACCCCACCCAGCUGCGGCACGUGCUGACGAAGCACAUGAAAUUCUCCCGGUUCGCCGCCUCUGUGGAUGGUGGGCUCUAUGACCCCCUGUGGAAGCUAGUCGAGGACCUGUGCGCGCAUGCGGAGCGGCUCAAGCGGCAGCGGGCAGAGCCCGCGGCGGCGGCGGCGGCGCUGCGCGCUGAAACGCUGGGCGGCCCGGCGGCGCGUGCCGCCUUUUCCAGCUUGGUGGCGGCGGCGGCGGAGGCAAUGGGGUUGGUGGCCGAGGCGGAGGCGGGAGUGCUGGAGGUGAUCUGUCCGCUUGAGGCGAGUCAGGAAGCGGCGGCGUUGCUGGGAGCAGCAGUUGCGGCGGGUGCGGUGGGUAGCGGCGAGUGCCAGGUGGCGGCGGCGGCAGUGGCAGCGGUGGCGGCAGCGGUGGCGGCAGCGCCAGGCACACAGCAGCCUCUGCGCUGCUGCGCCAACCCGCGCUGUGUGAACCUGGGAGGAGAGAGCGAGGCGGAGCUGCCGCUGCAGGCCUGUGCCCGCUGUGGGCUUGUGCGGUACUGCGGCCGCGCCUGCCAGACGGCGCACUGGCGCGCGGGGCACAAGGAGGCGUGCCCAGUGCUGAAGGAUUCCGGGAGCCGCUAAUGCGCGGAUGUUUAGGGCUGCCUUCUACGAGUUUGCGGGGGCGUGCCGGGGACUAGCAGUUGAACCUCAUACCGUACAUGCCGCCAAAGAGAGGAAAGUAAGGGAGGCUGAAGGCUCGAAUUGCGUGCCGCCUGGGCGUGUCUGACACGUGGCCUGGACAGUUGUUUCGAGGAUGCUAUGCGGCUUAAGUUCGCGGCGUGACAUGGGACCAGGUUGCUGCACCGACUGAAGUCAAUGGUCUC
Messenger RNA from Chlamydomonas reinhardtii, 5351 nucleotides. RefSeq lists its product as uncharacterized. The record is from RefSeq and is a predicted model, not a curated record. The transcript is spliced from 3 exons. Gene Ontology annotation, biological process: calcium ion transmembrane transport; intracellular calcium ion homeostasis. Lineage: Eukaryota; Viridiplantae; Chlorophyta; Chlorophyceae; Chlamydomonadales; Chlamydomonadaceae. Gene Ontology annotation, molecular function: calcium channel activity. Bases 52 to 5109 code for a protein of 1685 amino acids.